AAACUGCACCAUGUAUGGGCUGUUACUCGAGAACAUGGCGGAGUACAUCCGGCAGACGUACGGCGAGGAGCGGUGGGAGGACAUCCGGCGGCAGGCGGGCGUUGAGCAGCCCUCCUUCUCCGUGCACCAGGUCUACCCGGAGAACCUCAUAGCGCGGCUCGCUAAGACUUCGCAGGAGGUACUAGGAAUAACAGAAAGGGAGUUUAUGGACCAAAUGGGCGUGUAUUUCGUCGGGUUCGUCUCUCAGUACGGAUACGACAGAGUUUUGUCAGUCCUCGGCCGGCAUAUGCGGGAUUUCCUCAACGGAUUGGACAAUCUGCACGAAUAUCUCAAGUUUAGUUACCCACGAAUGCGGGCGCCAAGUUUUAUAUGCGAGAACGAAACUAGACACGGUUUGACAUUGCAUUAUAGGUCUAAAAGAAGAGGAUUCGUUUACUACGCUAUGGGACAGAUAAGAGAGGUAGCCCGACACUUUUAUCACAAGGAGAUGCGCAUUGAGUUACUACGAGAGGAAUUGCUAUUCGACACGGUCCAUGUGACUUUUCAACUGACCUUUGACAAUCGGGCGUUCACAUUGGCAUCUUUGGCAAUGACGAGAGAAGAAAAACAUUUACCAAUCAGCGCGUCAGUUCUAUUUGAAAUUUUUCCUUUCUGUAUUGUUUUUGGUUCCGACAUGGUAGUACGCAGCAUAGGUAAUUCUCUGAUGGUUAUUCUACCGGAUUUGGUCGGGAAGAAGAUAACCAACUGGUUUGACCUCGUGCGACCGUUAAUUGCAUUUAAAUUUCAAACUAUUUUAAAUCGCACAAAUAACAUUUUCGAGCUAGUCACGGUGGAGGCAGUUAUUCAUGAGCGAGCAACUGACAAGAGGAAUGAACUUUUGCGACUAUCAGACGAGUCGGACUGUGCUACUGAGAAAAAUUUACGGCUUAAAGGUCAGAUGAUCUACAUGGACAACUGGCGGAUGAUGAUGUACCUGGGUACGCCGGUGAUGCCGGACCUCGCGGCGCUGGUCUCCACGGGGCUGUACAUCAAUGAUCUGUCCAUGCAUGACUUCAGCAGAGACUUAAUGUUGGCUGGUACGCAACAGUCAGUGGAAUUAAAGCUGGCCCUGGACCAGGAGCAACAGAAGAGCAAGAAGUUGGAGGAGUCAAUGAGGAAGUUGGAUGAGGAGAUGAAGAGGACGGAUGAGCUGUUGUACCAAAUGAUACCGAAACAGGUGGCCGACAGACUGAGGAACGGGGAGAACCCGAUUGACACCUGUGAGAUGUUUGACAGCGUGUCGAUUCUUUUCUCCGACGUGGUGACCUUCACGGAGAUAUGCUCAAGGAUUACGCCGAUGGAGGUGGUGUCCAUGCUUAACGCCAUGUACUCCAUAUUCGAUACCCUCACAGAGAGGAACCGGGUUUAUAAGGUGGAAACUAUCGGUGACGCGUACAUGGUGGUCUCUGGAGCACCAGAGAAAGAAGACAAUCACGCGGAGAAGGUGUGUGACAUGGCACUGGACAUGGUCGACGCUAUAAAGGACCUUAAGGAUCCUAGCACAGGGUCCCAUCUAUCCAUCCGCGUCGGUGUCCACUCCGGCGCGGUGGUCGCUGGUAUAGUUGGUCUGAAGAUGCCGCGGUACUGCCUCUUCGGAGACUCCGUCAACACCGCCUCUCGCAUGGAGUCCACCUCAGAGGCGAUGAGGAUCCACAUAUCGCAGACGACACAGGAGCUGCUGUCGCCGUGUUACAGGAUGACAGAGAGAGGGGAGAUACAGGUGAAAGGGAAAGGUGUCAUGAAAACAUACUGGCUAGAAGGAAGAGAAUCGAGGCCAUCGCUCACAAAACUGAUAUCCUCCCAAAUCCAACCCGGCACCGAACUGGAAUGGGAGCGAGCUGCCGACGUGAGGGAGAGCAUAGCGGAACACUCAGCUCAGCAGUUCAACUACAAGGAGUUCAACUCUGGCAGCUUCCACCUGCCAAACUCCGUGCCGGUCGCGAGGAACAGCACUGGCAACCUGCAGCUGCUGCCGAAAACGGUGCCGACGCCGCCGACGGUGACGUCACCCACUGAGGAGAGGAGGAUGUACUCUCCGGUGACCUUCCAGGAUGUUGCACGGCGGAGUAUCGCCAACUCGCCCAAUAGGACUGAUAAAGAUCGGCGUUUGGUCCCCGAGUCCCGUUCCACGUCGAUAAGCGCUGGCGGCGCGUGGACGGACGCGGAGUCGCUCGACCCUCAACGGACACUGGACAGCCUUGACUCCUCCUUCUGUUACAGUUCAACGUCCCCUUGCAGAGUCGGCACCGCGCCGCAGCCCAAAACCCGCAACCAGGACCACUUUCCAGAAGCAACGUGUGUAAAAGCCAUGUCUCCGACUCACUCUGCGCCGGCGGCGGUGACCGCCCCCGCUCCGCCCCCCGCGCCGACCGCUCCCGUGUUACCCGCGUACUCUCCUGAACCCCCUGGACUCCCGGUACUAGAAGAGCCGAGGAACUGCGUGGAUGAUAUGGAAACGGACACGGAAUAUCAAGACGCACGUAUGGAGCACGUGUGCACAAUCUCCGAAAACGUAGACCCUCCCAAGCAGGGCCGAGUGGGAAGGUUCCGCGCUAGAAUAGCCCCGGGACACCACAAAUCCUGCACAGCUCUCAAGAAGGAUUCCCUCAAAGACAAGAACCCUGUGCCCCAUGGCCAUCACCACACCAAGAAUGUCAACCAUCACCAAUGUUGCGGCGCCUUCGGUAAUCCACACGUGAGGCAUAAAGUGGGGAAUUCAAGCUGUCGAUUAAUUUAGGUGUGAGUAAUUCUUGAGUAUACUGGGUUCCGAUCAAAAAAAUGUGAUUGGAUAGAUUAAAUGGGUCAUCGGAUCAAAAGCAUGAUUGAGACUUGAGGUAGAUAAAGUAGGAGAAUAUUAUGUAAGUCUGGUUUUUGGGUCAGAAGCGGCGUCAGAGUGGCAACCGCCCAGGGCGCCGAAUAAAAAGGG
Aricia agestis (brown argus) is the source of this 2965-nucleotide messenger RNA. RefSeq names its product soluble guanylate cyclase 88E (gene Gyc88E). Bases 11 to 2776 code for a protein of 921 amino acids. The transcript has 16 exons. Gene Ontology annotation, cellular component: guanylate cyclase complex, soluble. The record is from RefSeq and is a predicted model, not a curated record. Lineage: Eukaryota; Metazoa; Arthropoda; Insecta; Lepidoptera; Lycaenidae. Gene Ontology annotation, biological process: nitric oxide-cGMP-mediated signaling; cGMP biosynthetic process; response to oxygen levels. Gene Ontology annotation, molecular function: guanylate cyclase activity; oxygen sensor activity; heme binding.